AAAACAGAAAAAAAAAAAAUUAUUCUUCGUCUUCAAUUUAAAUUCAUAAUCCACGAUUCUGGUUCGAGGCUUUCAGCAGUGAGAGUAAAAUCGAAACAAGCCCUUCAGAUGGGAGAUUCAACAUUUCUUGAUAGAAUGCUUCUCCAGCUUCGCUCCACUUGCAAGUAUUACAGCGGCUAUCCUAAGGAUCUCGGGCCAUCGCGGGUUCUUCAUUUUACAUCAGAAAGAGAGUUUGUCCAACUCCUUCACCAGGGUUAUCCAGUGGUUGUCGCAUUCACCAUAAGAAGUAACUACACACAACAUCUUGACCGGAUGCUUGAGGAAGCUGCUGCUGAGUUCUAUCCUAACAUAAAGUUUAUGAGAGUUGAGUGCCCCAAGUAUCCCGGAUUCUGUAUAACUCGUCAGAAAAGCGAAUAUCCUUUCAUUGAAAUCUUCCAUAGCCCACAACAAGCGGGUAAUGAAGGUAAGGUACAGGAUCCAAAUGUCACUCGGUAUUCAGUGAAAGUUGUACCUUACAAUUAUGAUAUGAGUCCUUAUGGAUUCAGAGAAUUUUUCAAGCGCCAGGGAGUUCGUACUUCGGAUCCCAAAUGAAGCAAUUUAAAGCCCGGUAUGAUUCGAAAGGUUUUCAAGUGUAUCGAUGGCUUCGUUGAGAUACCUAUGACUGUUUUUAAAACUAUUGUAAUACUAAAUUUCUCUUUUGCCUUUGAAAUAACGAAAGAAAUAAAUGCUUAUGAUGUCUGAUAUGAUGCUCCAAGUUGUUCAAUUUGCAUGAAUCAAUAAUCAGUUAAUAUU
This is a messenger RNA of Capsella rubella, 792 nucleotides long. RefSeq lists its product as uncharacterized. The coding region runs from base 109 to 591 and encodes 160 amino acids. The record is from RefSeq and is a predicted model, not a curated record. NCBI's taxonomy places the organism in Eukaryota, Viridiplantae, Streptophyta, Magnoliopsida, Brassicales, Brassicaceae. The transcript has 7 exons.